AUGUUUACGUUCAUGGAUGCAGCCAGAGUGAAACUUGCUCUUUCCACCAACCCACCGAGCGAAGUUGAUCAGCUAAGCAGUUUGCCAGAUUGCUUGAUAUUCCAGGUAUUCUUAAAUCUCCCGACCAAAGAUGUGGUUAAGACUAGUGUGUUGUCCACCAGAUGGACAACUCUCUGGAAAGACGUACCUGGUCUGGAUUUGGACCCCAAGGAUUUCAAUAUACACGAAACAUUCGUGAGUUUUGUCGAUAACUUUCUUGAACGCAACCGCAAUUCGUCCAUACAUCGGUUUAAGUUAACGUACGAUUCUUCUUACUUUGAAGAGCCUGGUCUUGUCAAUCGCUGGGUCGAAACGGCUGCUAGGCUUAAAGUUGAACAUCUCGAUGUUUCAGACUAUUGGGAUCCCAUCAUGAAUCCAACAGUUUACACUUGUAGUAGCUUGGUGUCCCUAAGGCUCGCGAGAAUGAGCUUACCUAAUCCAGAGCUUGUUUCUUUACCUUCUCUCAAAGCUCUGGUUUUAAUCCUCGUUGUGUUUACCAACAAAUGGGCAUUAGAGAAUUUAAUCUCAAAAUGCCCAGUUCUUGAAAACUUUUCUAUUGAGAGACGCUACGGUGAUGGAAUACCGAUUUUACGUGUGCAUUCUAAGUCUCUGUUGACCUUCGUGCAUGAUGCGGGUAAUCACGAGGAUUAUGAUGAAGAGGAAUAUGAUGAAGAUCGUAAUGUUGAAAUUGAUGCUCCCAUGCUUAAGUAUUUGAUGAUCAGUGAUGGUCUAACUUCAAGUUUCAUAAUAAAGAGUCCACCUUCCGCUGUAGAAGCUGAUAUAGAUAUUGUGUUUAACUUGACUUCUGAAAGGAUACUCGGAGUUGCAUAUGAAGUACAAAAGAUAGAGAUGGUUCGUGAUUUUCUCUUCGGGAUCUCUAAGGUCAAGGAUAUGAGCAUCUCCUCAAGUGCUCUCCAGGUCAUAUAUGAUUACGCAAGAUAUAUACAACUACCGGUAUUUCGUAACGUAUAUACCUUGUGUGUCAGGUUCGACAGCUACAUGUGGGAGAUGUUGCCAGUCUUUCUUGAAGUCUGUCCGAAUCUAAAAAAUCUUGUUGUGGAAACUACUGAAAAUUACCACAUGGUGGGAAUUAUUGUUACUGCCAGACCUUGGAAUCUGUUAUCAUCUCCAGAGCAUGUUGACAUAGAAAGGCCACUGAAAGGGGAGGCGUUGGAGAUGUCACUAGUGGGUUACUUACUCGAGAACUCACCAAACCUCAAGAAACUAUCAUUAAGCUUGGAUGAUGCCCCAAAGAAAGGAGAAUCUGGCAUCUACAUAGAACUCCUUAACUUUCCGAGACUCUCUAGGUCAUGCCAAAUUAUUGUACGAUGA
Molecule: messenger RNA, 1371 nt
Organism: Brassica oleracea var. oleracea
Lineage: Eukaryota; Viridiplantae; Streptophyta; Magnoliopsida; Brassicales; Brassicaceae
Product: F-box/LRR-repeat protein 13-like
Exons: 3
Coding region: 1-1371 (456 amino acids)
Molecular function (GO): protein binding
Source: RefSeq, a predicted model, not a curated record